Messenger RNA from Fopius arisanus, 1121 nucleotides. RefSeq lists its product as uncharacterized. The record is from RefSeq and is a predicted model, not a curated record. Gene Ontology annotation, molecular function: GTPase regulator activity; protein binding. The transcript is spliced from 4 exons. The coding region runs from base 551 to 898 and encodes 115 amino acids. NCBI's taxonomy places the organism in Eukaryota, Metazoa, Arthropoda, Insecta, Hymenoptera, Braconidae.
UCCCUCAGUCAGGUUUCAGUGAGCAAUGACACACGUUUUAGGUCACACAUGUACUGUAAUUGCGCGCGAGUGCACGCAACGUCUCUCUCCACUCUCAAUGUGUAUUUUGUUCUAUAUACACUUAUUGCUUACAUCGUACUUGCAAACCAUUCGCUUUCCAUUCCCAAUUGGCGCAUUCAUUCAUCAGCAGCGCAGCUCUUCACAAUAACAUUUAUAAAAUUCAAUGAAAUCACUCAUUUCUUCUGAUGACUGAAAGAAAAGAAGAGCGAGGUAUUUUCGUUACAUAUCCUAUAAUAUAUUUUUCAAUUUUUAUGUGACCCAAUGAGUGGAAAGUUUUGCUAAUUAUUUACUGACCAGUUAUGAACUAUUUAUUUCUGCAGUUCGGGAAUAUGGACAGUAGAAAGAGGUGAAACAAUUUGUCGGGAAGUUUAUUGAUUGUUAUCAUCGAUCGAAUACAAUUGGACAAUUGGCUGAUUUUUUUUUUAAAGUCAAUUCCAUGAAGUUGUGCGACGUUCAAUCGUUUACAGAGAAACGUGAUAAAACAAUCUGAAUGCCAGUGCUUGAAGGUGGUGUCGCAAAGAAGCGAACUAGUGAACGUAUUCACAAGAUGCGGAUGAGAUUUUCUACAACGUCUAAAGAGUCUUAUACCCUGCUUUCCAAGAAACGAAAACAACAACUCGCCCAGUCAAUAUUCAACGAAACGGAGUCAAAGUCGCAGUCCACUGAGUCUUCGGAAUCCACUGUGGAGGCAAGUGAUGAUGAUCCUGAAGCCGUGAAGAAUACUACACAGGAUCUGUUCGAAUUAUUGGCGAAAGUGCAGAGUUCUAGGCUUGACGAUCAACGCUGUGUACUGCCUGCUUACAAUUGCAAUCAGUGUGGGCAGGAAAUGGAACGAUAGUGAUGGGAGGAGAUGGCGGUUAAGGGAGACCAGACAUGUUACAAAGGAACGGGAAACCAGUGGCGCAUAUACGACUGAAAUAAGUCGACCACGAAACGACAUCCGUUAAAUUCAAGACGAAUGAUAAGUUUUGCGGAAUUUUUUCAAUAACUAAGUCAAAUAAUGCCAUUAACUUACUCGAUGUACCACGUAUUCCAAGUAAAACUAAAAUUAUUCCGCUGAA